This is a messenger RNA of Struthio camelus australis, 2822 nucleotides long. It is a transcript of the gene SLC25A27, whose product is annotated as solute carrier family 25 member 27. Gene Ontology annotation, biological process: response to cold. The record is from RefSeq and is a predicted model, not a curated record. Gene Ontology annotation, molecular function: transmembrane transporter activity. NCBI's taxonomy places the organism in Eukaryota, Metazoa, Chordata, Aves, Struthioniformes, Struthionidae.
AGUGCUGGCGCUGUAGAAAUAUGACCUUCAGAAAUUUGUCUCCUAAACAACCCAGAACCUAGUUGGGUAUUGAUGUCAGUGUGGCCAGGGCUUCGUUUCUUUCAGAUCCUUUCAGGGUGGCUGGUUAGUCUUAUGUUACAUGCUAAAUGUUACCUGCAGAAGAAGAGAAGAGCUUACCUCUUCCAGAGAGGUGGCCCCGAGCCAGCAAAUUCACUCUGUCAGCCUGUGCAGCAGCUGUGGCAGAACUAGUGACGUUUCCCCUGGAUCUCACGAAAACUCGACUGCAGGUCCAAGGUGAAGCUGCCAUUCGUCGGAGUGGAACUGUUGCUGGCCAAGUUGUCCCUUACCGCGGUAUGCUGCGUACUGCGGUUGGCAUUGUGCAAGAGGAAGGCUUACUAAAGCUCUGGCAAGGAGCCACACCUGCUCUCUACAGGCACAUAGUAUACUCUGGAGUGCGGAUAGUUGCAUAUGAACAUCUUCGUGACUCUGUGCUUGGCAGGGCUGAGGAUGGAAGCUUUCCAUUCUGGAAAGCUGUAGUUGGAGGCAUGUCUGCAGGUGCCAUUGGUCAGUUUUUUGCCAGCCCAACUGAUCUGGUGAAGGUACAGAUGCAGAUGGAAGGAAAGAGGAAGUUAGAAGGAAAACCAUUACGAUUUCAAGGAGUGCACCAUGCAUUUAUGAAGAUCCUGUCUGAAGGAGGAAUACGGGGACUUUGGGUUGGAUGGGUGCCAAAUGUUCAGAGAGCUGCUCUGGUAAACAUGGGAGAUCUGACCACUUAUGACUCAGUGAAACACUUUUUACUUCUGAACACACCCCUUGUGGACAACAGCGUGACUCACAGUGUUGCCAGUGCAUGUUCUGGCCUGGUAGCUGCUGUUCUAGGAACUCCUGCUGAUGUAGUCAAAACCCGGAUAAUGAACCAACCAAGAGGUAAUCACGGAAGAGGUCUGCUGUAUAAGUCUUCCAUGGAUUGCUUGAUUCAAACUGUACAGGGUGAAGGGUUUAUGUCUCUAUACAAAGGCUUUAUGCCAACGUGGAUGCGAAUGGCUCCUUGGUCACUGGUAUUCUGGCUUACGUAUGAACAAAUCAGAAGGAUCUGUGGAAUUAGUUCUUUCUAAAAUCUUGAAACCAUAUCAAUAUGCACAAAACAAAGAAGAAACAGAAAGCUUAAUUUUCACUCCACAAAGCACCUCCACCCCACAGAGAACUCACUCAUGUAGGAGACUGGCAGUAGUGUCACAUGUAUAGGUUUACGCCCCAGGUCUAGUCCUUACUGCUUGGGGCUAGCCCUGAUCUAAUGGCACUAUUUGCUUGAGAGGCUGCUACCUGAAAUAUAAGUUAUCCACAGGAUAAAAUUAUCCCAAAAAUAAUACUUCAACCUGCAGCGAGCAUCAGCUUUCUGGAAGAAUGAACAGAGGUAAACAAAUCUACCAAGCAAGUAGAUUAUAAUACUGUUUUUUCUUUUUCUGAUAGAGAUGGUCCAUAUGGUUAAGGACAAGAGUAGGUUGAACAAUGCAGCACUGAACAUCUUCUGGGGCUAAGCAGUGGGUACCAGUCUACAAAAGUAUUUGGGAAUUUUUUGUUACUAUUACAUUUGUAUACACAUAGAAAAAGAACUACUUCUCUUUCGUUUGAUGUCUCCGGAAAUCAAGCAUGGAAUGCCAACUACUGAAAUAAGCAGCUGAUCUGAUUUGAAAUAUGUUUUGCUCAAAAGGUGGAAGGGCUUGUGUUCAUCUUAAUUCCCAGAGACUGUCUAAUCUCUUCACUCAAACAUCUGAAUACUAUUUUAUGCAUAUUCACAAGUGAAAUUCAUUCCUCUACCUGGCAAUGAAAAGCCUAGUUCACUUCAAGUUCCAUUUGAGAAGCUGAUAAUACACAUACUGUCCACAGCUGAACUACUUGUCUUGUGAAGGUCUCCGUGCUGACCUGGCAGACUGGGUAAAUAACGCACCACUUCUCUGUGGAAGUAACACUCUGCCUGCCUAUUUCAAAUCUGGGUGGAAGCUUAGUUACAGUAUUUUCUUUAUAAACACAAAAUAUUUGAAUACACAAGUGAUUUUUUUUUUUUUAACCUAAAGCUUUCCAGUUUUCGUAGGCAAGGGGACUUACAGCUAUUUGUUAUUAGGUAUAUCUCUGGCAAUCAGGAGGCAAGAAGGCAGUGUAAUAGCAAUCAUAAUGUAGCUAGCUGAUAGAACAAAGCUGGCUUUGAUCUAGCAAUAUUUAGUAAUGACACGACUGUAUAAGGCUUAGCUGCCUGAGUAAAUACUUGAGAUUACUUCUAGAUUAGUCUUCUCAACUAGAUCCUUCAAUGGGCCUAUUUGUGAUUAAAUACAGUUUGGGUGUCUCUUCUUGACUGCACUUGUGCUCUGUGAUUACACUGUAGAUCUGUUGUGGCUGCAUGUGUUUGGGUAUUGUGUUGCAGAGUGUAAUUCCAGUUUGGAAAAACAGCUGUGUGAAAAUUAAUCUCACCAUUACUAGGAGGUCAAAAUGCUUUUGUUCAGAAAUAUUAUUUUUCUAGUUGUCAGCUUGAGAAACUAAUCUGAGUUCUUUCCUUCUUGCACAUCCUCACCAGCAGUUAUCAACCACAGGCAAAGCUGCUUCUUCAUUUACAUCCUGAGUGGUCCUGCCUGCAAUCCUGUUAGUCAGACAGACCUGAUGAUAGAUACGUAGAAGUGCCUGAUCUAAAAAAGCAAUUUUAGAAGUCUUUUAGUGAAAAGCUGUUUCAACUGCUAAUGGAAGCUCUUUUUUGAGAAAGAAACACUAAAGAAGAGGUUUGUAACAGUACCAACGCCUAGUAUUUUAUAUUCGGCAAAUAAAUAACUUGA